GAGGCAGGACACCCUAGCUCCAAAGACGACGCUACGUAGACCCUGGAGCGUUCUUUCUGGCACACCCUCCAUCCCACGAUGCCGCAGACUGGAUUAGCUGUCCUUGCAGUCUUGUCCUUGGCCUCCUGCCUCCACCCGGCUGAAGCCGUCCACAUCGUCCCCGUCCCCCCGAACCCCCCUGUGGGGCAAACGGUCACCCUUUCCGUGCGGGAUAUAGAGCAUCCCACUAUCUGCUUUUGGUUCCGGGGUAAUAAAUUUAACAAAAGUCAAAUGAUCAUCCAAGUUGAGUAUGGAAGAGUGGUCCAAAGAGGAGGGGGCGCCACAGGCCGCGAAAGUUUGGGGAACGACUGCGCCUUAGUCAUCCAACGCCUGCAGCCCUCGGACAACGGAGAGUACUACUUAGUCACCCUGCAAGGGAAUCGCUCAGGUCAACGUUGGACAGACGCCUUGGCACGGCUCCAGGUUUCUAACUGAAGCUGCUCGCCUGGGAUUCUUUACUCUCUACUUCUGGAGACCCCAGGAAAACGAAGAUGCAGUUCGCUGGCCAGUGGUG
Molecule: messenger RNA, 553 nt
Organism: Elgaria multicarinata webbii
Lineage: Eukaryota; Metazoa; Chordata; Lepidosauria; Squamata; Anguidae
Product: carcinoembryonic antigen-related cell adhesion molecule 16-like
Exons: 3
Coding region: 79-474 (131 amino acids)
Source: RefSeq, a predicted model, not a curated record